Molecule: messenger RNA, 1957 nt
Organism: Liolophura sinensis
Lineage: Eukaryota; Metazoa; Mollusca; Polyplacophora; Chitonida; Chitonidae
Product: renalase-like
Exons: 7
Coding region: 9-1076 (355 amino acids)
Cellular component (GO): extracellular region
Molecular function (GO): oxidoreductase activity, acting on NAD(P)H
Source: RefSeq, a predicted model, not a curated record
UCUGUGACAUGAGCUGGAGAGCCAUGGAGAAAGUUUUAGUUGUUGGGAGUGGUUUAACAGGAGCUGCUUCGGCAUGUUUUUUACGGGAAGCGUGUCCGGAAAUGAGCGUUGUAAUAUGGGACAAAGCCAGGGGAAUAGGAGGUCGAAUGUCCACUAGCCGUAGUCCAAAAGACAGCGAGUGUACAGUAGAUUUAGGUGCCCAAUAUAUCACAGCCACACCAGAGUACAGACAGAAACACUCAAGGCUAUAUGAAGAUCUCUUAUCCAUGGGAAUAUUAUCUCCCUUGGCUGCCAAGAUAGAGGGAGAUUCAUCUGUGAAUGGAACAAAUUAUGUCACACCUCAGGGCAGCAGCUCUCUAGUCAAAUACUUCAUUCAAAAAUCAGGCGUGCAGGUGAUGAGAGACCACCAAAUUAACAGUGUAUCUCUGGGAGACAAGGGGCAAAUAACUGUGGGUACUCUGUCUGGUGUACGUGAUCAGUUUGAUGGUGUCCUCCUCACCAUGCCUGUACCUCAGAUAUUGCAAUUACAAGGGGACAUCAAGUCUAUCAUAGACAAACAAUCCGAAGUGAAGAGGAAACUAGAGGCUGUUCGUUAUUCAUCUCGAUUCUGUCUGGGUUUGUUCUAUAAAGCUGGGGCGAAGUUAGGCGUACCCUGGUCAGCUAAGUACAUACCUGACCACGACUGCCUCAGAUUUGUGUCAAUUGACAGCAGAAAGAGGGGUAGAGAUGAAGUGACUAGUGCCCCGUCAGUUGUUGUUCACACCAGUGUUCCGUUUGGAGUGAACAACUUGGAGCGGGAUAAAGAGGAAAUUGCACCCGAGAUCUACGACCACUUUACAAAAAUGUUUCCGGAAUUUCCAGAACCAGAGCACAUCAAGGGUCAUAAAUGGCGUUAUUCUCAGGUUUCUCAAGGUUAUGAAGGAAGUCCGGGCUACUUGAUACUUCAAGAAAAUCCAUUUAUCAUUUGUGGGGGUGACGGGUUCGCUCAUUCAAAGUUUGAUGGGUGCAUAGAUUCUACAGAAGCAGUAGUCAGUGCUUUUAUUAAGCAGCAGAAAAAACUGAAAGCUGACUUGUGAUGACAGGAACAAUUGCAGUUGUUUGCAAUAGUGUUGAAACCUUCCAUACUGGCGGCAUUUUGUGUGUUUAUGAAUGUAUGUUGUAGUCUGGUGAACUGAUUGUAUUUAGUACAUAUACAUGUAAACAUGCAUGUAGCAGUCAGUGUAUCAUCUGUCUAAUUAAUGUUUUACUCUCUUGCUGUCUUCAUGUGUUGAUUUCACCUGAUAAGUGUUAAGUGAGUCAUAAUGACUGAGUGAAUAAUCCACAAUGAAUUCUCAACUCUAAGAUAAAAAGCACACUGACCCUAACCUAACCGGUUCAAGCCAAACCAUGAAAUAAAGUGUGCGUGUGUAUAUAUAUAGUAUAUGUCAUGUACAUGUUGUUAGUGAACUGAUUUAUGGUGAUAUCUUAAAAUCUUUGCACAAACUCUUGCAUUAACCAUAGGAAAAAUAUUUUGCUGAAAUCUGCGGGUUAAUGAUUUUCAGAAACUACAUGUAGGACUUCAGUCCACAAAAAAAAAAAUAACCACAACUACAUUAUUUGUCCUUUUACAGCAAUGCUUGCAUCCCGAAAUAACGCCCAUUGCAAACCUUAUAGCAUGACAGUGUAUAGGACAUCCGUGAUCACUGGGUUAGAUAGGUUAUGGUGCUUGCAUUUCAGUAGCUAUAGGACACACAAAGUGCGGAUUCAAAUCUUGUCUUGUACAGGAAAUAUUGUAGGUAUCCCCGUUUUCACUCUUUGGCCUUGCGGUCGACGACACUCGUGUGGCCGUUUUUGCAAUCUAGUGCUCGUUGAAGACCACUUGUCUUUGCAGCGUGCAUAUCUGUUCUGUACACUUGGGAAAGUUUCUCAUUAACUUUCGAAAUGUCCAUAGUUUGCCCUUUGCACUCCAGUUUCCUCC